This is a messenger RNA of Mercenaria mercenaria, 1288 nucleotides long. Its product is annotated as proprotein convertase subtilisin/kexin type 4-like. Gene Ontology annotation, biological process: protein processing. The record is from RefSeq and is a predicted model, not a curated record. Bases 47 to 1138 code for a protein of 363 amino acids. NCBI's taxonomy places the organism in Eukaryota, Metazoa, Mollusca, Bivalvia, Venerida, Veneridae. Gene Ontology annotation, molecular function: serine-type endopeptidase activity. Gene Ontology annotation, cellular component: trans-Golgi network; Golgi membrane. The transcript is spliced from 9 exons.
UUUAACCAUAUAUAGCAUGCACAGUAUACAUUAUACAACUUAAAGUAUGAAUUCAAAACGAAAGUGUCAGGCUAAUUUUCUUGUUGGAUUAGUUGUUGUGUUUUUGAGUUUUCAGUUUGUUCCAUCUUCUGCAAGAAGUAAUAUCGAACAAUACAAGAAAUUAACAAUAAAGAUGAAACCGUAUUUUAGAACGACCGUAUUUGAGGAAUUCCGGAAGUUCAACUUAAGUUUGCUUUUCAAGAUAAACCCGACUACAUACAUUUUUGAGUUCGUCGGUGAUAACAGUAUGGACACUCUACAGCGUGUGUUAGAUAUCUACAAGCACCAGAUAGCACAAUGGGAAGCUGUUCGUGUUUAUGAUAAUACAAUUAAGCCAGAUGGAACGGUCGUAGAGCUUCAGAGAUACUUCGGUAACAUGUAUGCACCUAACCUGGUAUGCAGUAACUACUAUGGGAUGGAUAUAUCCAAGGCCUGGUCUAGAGGUUAUACAGGAAAAGGAGUCACCGUUGGCAUCACGGGCGUAGGCAUCAAUACCGAUCUUUUGGAUUUACAGCAAAACAUUGAUGAGAGGUUAUGCAUGAACUUUGUAAACAAUAGCAAAGAUGUAACACCAGAAUAUUACAACAAUAUUCGAGCCAUAUCGGAUAUUAAGUCAGAUCAUGAUAACAGAAUUGCAAGCAUAGUUGCAGCUACGAAAGGGAAUAACUUUUGCAGUGCCGGAGUAGCGUAUAAUGCAACAAUUGCUGCGUUGAAGAUAUUUCAAUUGAAGCUGUAUCAAGGUAUAACAUUAGACCUUUACCCAGGGCACUGGACUGCAAGUGAUAUCAUGGCGAAAGCUUUCGUCUACAAUAUUGCUAACAUAGAUAUAUUUGUGAAUGCUUGGACUACACCACAAACAUUCGAUAAGCUAGAUUUAGCUACCAGUGAGGCAUUACAAUACGGAGCUGUAUCGGGCCGCAAGGGGUUUGGAGUCGUAUAUCUGGUACCAGCCGGACCUGUGGGCAACGGGUUAUCUAAUAAUAACAACACAAUAACCGUGAAUAGUGUUGGUAGGCAAGGUACCAUUCAAGAUGGGGCAUACACUGAUACAAGCGUUAUCACCUCUGGUCUGGGACAAGGAAACAACCUGACAGCCUGAGCUAUAGUAAGAGCAAAACUAUUUGUACUCUAUUGAACUUCAGGCUCAGGUCACAACAUCUCGCAACAACAAAUGUAUAACCGGGUUCAAGGGUGUGUCAGCUGCAAUGGCCGGGAUUGCCGGAAUCAUUGCAUUAGGUCUUGAGGCAAA